CCCAGCCUGAGUGAAUGAGGGAGGAGAGAGGAGCACACAGCUGGGGGCCUCUUCCCUGCCUCGAAGUCCUCAGUCACACCUGGCUACAGUCAGACUUACCUCAGCAUUUUUCUCCUCUCUUUCCAGGAGCUGCCUAUUGCCAGUUCAUGGACAUGCUCUUUCCAGGCUGCAUUAGUUUGAAGAAAGUAAAAUUUCAAGCAAAGUUGGAGCAUGAGUAUAUUCACAAUUUUAAACUUCUGCAAGCAUCAUUUAAGCGAAUGAAUGUUGAUAAGGUGAUCCCAGUGGAGAAGCUGGUGAAAGGGCGUUUCCAGGACAACCUGGAUUUCAUUCAGUGGUUUAAGAAAUUCUAUGAUGCUAACUACGAUGGGAAGGAAUAUGACCCUGUGGAAGCACGGCAAGGGCAAGAUGCAAUUCCUCCCCCCGACCCAGGCGAACAGAUCUUCAACCUGCCGAAAAAGUCUCACCAUGCAAACUCCCCCACCGCAGUUCUAACAAUUGCUGUGAAGAAGGUGUUACAUUGA
This is a messenger RNA of Leptonychotes weddellii (Weddell seal), 521 nucleotides long. The record is from RefSeq and is a predicted model, not a curated record. NCBI's taxonomy places the organism in Eukaryota, Metazoa, Chordata, Mammalia, Carnivora, Phocidae.